UUGCAGUGCAAAGCUUUGACUUAUGUAUCCCCUUGAACCAAUUGCAACCCAUAUCUACCAUGAUAGGAAACUUUUGUCCGAACGAUGAAACAUUCUGCAUUGUUCUAUCUAUUGCAAUCAUUUCCAGGUUUAUGGCUACCGGGAGCUGCCAUCGCCAUCAUGAUGAAGUUCCCAUAAUCUUCCUACGGGGGAAACAGUCUUGUUCUCUUACCUAUUUAUACUUAACGUCUUCAGGGCAGUUGGCGCGACACCUUACACCCAUCUCCCCCUCAUUAUCAGUUGUAACCAAUGGAUCCCCCAAAAUCUUCAACAACAAUUCGGAUAACCACGCCCUUAGGUCAUGCGAGCCAAUUUGCGAAUUCGCCCAUGACCGUUAUCGAGCUAAAGGGCCGGAAAAAUCACGAAAAGGGAGAACACUAUCUACAAUUAUCGCUGACAGCCCUGCGAGAGCUGGCCAACUUAUUAGAAAAUGAUCGCCUCUCAGCAGCUGAUCAAGCUACCUACAAUCGAGCUUACACUGUUGGCCAGCGUCAAUAUGACGAAGCGAGAAACAUCAGAGACCAACUUUUGACACAGAAGAAAACCUUUCGCAAAUUCAUUGUUAACCUUUUCUACCGCCGCGGCGAGUCGGAUGCCCACCGGUUCUAUAAAGUCUCAUAUGAGGCUUAUUCAAGCAUCAGAAGAACUUCAGAAGACCUGGCUAGACGAUUGCUGCCGAAUAAGAGUGAUAUCCUUACAUCGGGAAGCCCCGGGGAGUCCGCACAAGGCGACAUCUCUGUUUGCGAAGAGAGUCCGUGUGAAGUGGUAGAAGGGAGUUUUUCAGUCAAUGAUCUUCCUCCGGACGAAACCAUCCGAGGCAUAAACGUAGAGGUACAUGGUGAACAAGAAGAGCAAGAGGCCUUUGAGACGUUUAAUCGAAUAGCGAAAUCUCAACAAGCAGAUGAAGAAGAUGAUGAUGAUGAUGACCAAACCAUCAAACCCCGGCCCUCACAAAGCAGACCGUCGUCUCCUAGCUCCAUCUGCACGAUCAUCUGGAAUAAUUACCAUAUCACUCAAAGUGUGGUGUCCUUUGAUUCAGAAACGUCAGGAUCAACAUUGAACGUCGGGGUGGAUAAAGCGGCCGGCUCUUCAUCUGAUUGGCAACCUGAUACCAAUCAGCCACUGUUUCAAUGAAAUUUAUUUACAGGAUGUAGCGUGUUCUAUAUGUAGUCGGCAGUGCCAUGUCAGUAAUUCAUCAUUGAUCGGGUUUGUGGGUCUCUGGAUGCGCUUGCAGGGCCGGAAAGCCGUGACGGUAGUGAUGAA
Molecule: messenger RNA, 1302 nt
Organism: Suillus clintonianus
Lineage: Eukaryota; Fungi; Basidiomycota; Agaricomycetes; Boletales; Suillaceae
Exons: 9
Coding region: 289-1173 (294 amino acids)
Source: RefSeq, a predicted model, not a curated record